GCUCCGGAUGUUCCGCAGCUCCGGCGGCUCGCAGGUGGAGGGCCCUGGAGCCUAGGACCGUGCUCCUGAGUAGGAGGCUGUAGAAAGUCCGGGUCCAGAACCCGGAGGCGCGCGGGGGUGGGCGCUGCUGCCGCGGGUUGUUUAUCUGGAGUACGGAGGGGAGGGGGGAGCCUGGAAACCGCCCCGUGUCCCAUUUCCUCCUCUUGUUUUCGCUCCGGAUUCUCCAUGUUGGACCCAAACUGAGGAGCCCGGAGCUGCCGCCGGGGGAUCGGGGCCGGGGGCACCCGGGGGAGCCGCUGCCGGGGCCGCCCGCUCUCGGUACAGGCCGCCUCCCUUCCCGGCCCAGGGAGGGAACAAGAGCAGGCAUGUGAACAGCAGUGGGAGUCGGAGUCUCGGGAGCCGGAGCCGGAGCGGGCCCCCGCCCAGGCCCCCCAGCCCAGCACAAGCCUGUGCGCCCGCGCGUCCUCCCGCCCAGCCAGCCCGGGCCCGUGGGAUUGUUAGAUGGAACACGGCUCCAUCAUCACCCAGGCGCGGAGGGAAGACGCCCUGGUGCUCACCAAGCAAGGCCUGGUCUCCAAGUCCUCUCCUAAGAAGCCUCGUGGACGUAAUAUCUUCAAGGCCCUUUUCUGCUGUUUCGGAGCCCAGCAUGUUGGCCAGUCCAGCUCCUCCACUGAGCUCUCCGCGUAUAAGGAGGAAGCCAACACCAUUGCUAAGUCGGAUCUGCUCCAGUGUCUCCAGUACCAGUUUUAUCAGAUCCCAGGGACCUGCCUGCUCCCAGAGGUGACAGAGGAAGAUCAAGGAAGAAUCUGUGUGGUCAUUGACUUGGAUGAAACUCUUGUGCAUAGCUCCUUUAAGCCGAUCAACAACGCUGACUUCAUAGUGCCUGUAGAGAUCGAGGGGACCACUCACCAGGUGUAUGUGCUCAAGAGGCCUUAUGUGGAUGAGUUCCUGAGACGAAUGGGGGAACUCUUUGAAUGUGUUCUCUUCACUGCCAGCCUGGCCAAGUAUGCCGACCCUGUGACAGAUCUGCUGGACAGGUGUGGGGUAUUCCGGGCCCGCCUGUUCCGUGAGUCCUGCGUGUUUCACCAGGGCUGCUAUGUCAAGGACCUCAGCCGCCUGGGAAGGGACCUGAGGAAAACCCUCAUUCUGGACAACUCGCCUGCUUCUUAUAUCUUCCACCCAGAGAAUGCAGUGCCUGUGCAGUCUUGGUUUGAUGACAUGGCGGACACUGAGCUGCUGAACCUGAUCCCAAUCUUUGAGGAGCUGAGCGGAGCAGAGGAUGUCUACACCAGCCUUGGGCAGCUGCGGGCCCCUUAGCUUUUUCCCUGCUGCCAAGCAACGGCCAUCCCAGUAGGGGACUUUCCUACACUGUGCCUUUAUGAUCAGCCUGACAGAGUAGAAGCUGGAGCAUCUCACCAGAUGAGGCCUGGAAAUAGAAGUGAUUGGAAAGAGCUUUAGGACAGGUUAGAUGCCAAGUGGGCAAGUACCAGACCAGCGAUACCCAGAGCUGCCUGCUCCCUGAGACGGGUUCCCGAGGUUUGUGUGUGCGUGUGUCUAUGUGUGUGUGUCUUGCCUUGACCUGUGGUCCUGGGAUAUAAGUGUUUCAGGUUCGGGGAGAAGCUGAAUGAUCAAAACUCUUCCCAA
Sus scrofa (pig) is the source of this 1644-nucleotide messenger RNA. RefSeq names its product CTD small phosphatase 2 (gene CTDSP2). The record is from RefSeq and is marked validated. Lineage: Eukaryota; Metazoa; Chordata; Mammalia; Artiodactyla; Suidae. Gene Ontology annotation, molecular function: RNA polymerase II CTD heptapeptide repeat phosphatase activity.